Ornithorhynchus anatinus (platypus) is the source of this 1701-nucleotide messenger RNA. It is a transcript of the gene DIO3, whose product is annotated as iodothyronine deiodinase 3. Gene Ontology annotation, molecular function: thyroxine 5'-deiodinase activity. The transcript has a single exon. NCBI's taxonomy places the organism in Eukaryota, Metazoa, Chordata, Mammalia, Monotremata, Ornithorhynchidae. The record is from RefSeq and is a predicted model, not a curated record.
UCCCCGGGGGCUCCCGCCGCCCGAAUGUAUUUUUAGGUCGCUGGCGCGGAGGGGUAGGUAAUCCCCGGGCUCAAGUUCCAGGGGGGCGGGUUCUGUCUGGAGGUGGAGUCACUUUUUCAUUUAAAUCCCUGGCUAUAAAAUGGGCUCAAGGAGACGCGGGAUCUCAGAUGAGCCGGCGGGACCCUGACGGGCCGGGAAGGAGGGGGGGCCGGGGGAGCCACCGGGCCGGGCCGCCAGCUCCAGCCACCCCCGCCGCCACCCCCGCGUCGACCCCCGCGUCGACCGCCGGUCCGGCGCCAUGCUCCACUCGCUCCGCGUUCACACCUCGGCGCUCCUCGCCCAGGCGGCCGCCUGCUUCCUCCUCUUCCCCCGAUUCCUGCUCACCGCACUGAUGCUCUGGCUCCUCGACUUCUUGUGCAUCCGGAAGAAAGUCCUGCACGGCCCCGGGGAGGCGGGGCCGGAGGCGGAGCAGGGCCCGCAGCGGGCCCGGGACGGCGAGGCCCCGGCCGCCGGGCCCGCCCCCCCGGAGCCGCCCCCCGACGACCCCCCGGUGCUGGUGUCCGACUCCAACCGCCUGUGCACCCUGGAGUCGCUGAAGGCCGUGUGGCACGGGCAGAAGCUGGACCACUUCAAGUCGGCGCGGGUCGGGGCCCCGGCCCCCAACCCCGUGGUGGUGGCGCCGGACGGGCCCACGCGGCGUCGCCUCCUGGACUUCGCCCGCGGGGCCCGGCCCCUGGUCCUCAACUUCGGCAGCUGCACCUGACCGCCGUUCAUGGUCCGGCUGCGCUCCUUCCAGCGGCUGGCCGCCCGCUUCCUGGACGUGGCCGACUGCCUGCUGGUCUACAUCGAGGAGGCGCACCCGUCCGACGGCUGGGUCAGCUCCGACGCCCCUUACGACAUCCCCAAGCACCGGUGCCUGCAGGACCGGCUCCGCGCCGCACGGCUGAUGCAGCGGGGGGCCCCCGGCUGCCGGCUGGCCGUCGACACCAUGGACAACGCGGCCAGCGCCGCCUACGGCGCCUACUUCGAGCGCCUCUACGUCGUGCAGGACGCCCGGGUCGUCUACCAGGGAGGCCGCGGGCCCGAGGGCUACAAGAUCUCCGAGCUGCGCCUCUGGCUCGAGCAGUACCGCCUCCGGCUGAGGGGACCCGGCCCCGCCACCGCCGCCGCCGCCGCCGUCCUCGACGUCUAAACCCCUCCCCUCCCCUCUCUCCCCCCACCCCCGACGGAUCGGGCCUUAGGGACAGUCAGUCCUCCAGCGUCAUAAUAAAAGAUCACCGUCCCAAUCAUAAGGGAAAGUGACAAUAAAAGAGGAGACAGAGGGACAAAAAAAAUUCAUACAUGGAGAAGGUCCUGUUUAAAAAAAAAAAAAAGCCCCUCCCCUCCAGAAAAAAAAAAAUCAUCAUCCUUAUGACUGGUAUUAUUACUUUAGUGGACGGCCGGGUCCGCCUCUUUCUCUCUUCUUUCCAUCUCUCGGCUCUCCAUCCUUCCCGCCCUGUCCCCGGUCCCCUCCCCAUCCCGGACUCUGCUCAGCGCAGGCGGCUGCGGUGUGAGGUUUUUUUUUGGGGGGGGGGGGGGGGAGGGAUUUUUGUGUACGUGCGUGUAAUUUCCCCCAGCGAGGAGUGCUAGUCCUUCCCCCCUCAACCCUCCGUGUCCGCAAAUCCACGCCGGUCCGCCAAACGAGCUCGGUUCUGAACUGCC